This is a messenger RNA of Salvia splendens (bonfire salvia), 1219 nucleotides long. RefSeq names its product proteasome subunit alpha type-4-like. Bases 271 to 1020 code for a protein of 249 amino acids. Gene Ontology annotation, biological process: ubiquitin-dependent protein catabolic process. Gene Ontology annotation, cellular component: proteasome core complex, alpha-subunit complex; proteasome core complex. The transcript is spliced from 2 exons. The record is from RefSeq and is a predicted model, not a curated record. NCBI's taxonomy places the organism in Eukaryota, Viridiplantae, Streptophyta, Magnoliopsida, Lamiales, Lamiaceae.
AAAUAACUAAAAAUGUUGAUUAUGAUUUAUGAAAAACGGAAAGCUUGGGAAGAAAGGCAAGCUCGCAUCAAAUUAUAUACUGCUGCUGCUCUGGUGAUUGUAAUCCACAUUUUGUAGCGGAUAAACAUUUUAAUUAGCAUCUCGUUCUUCUUCUCAGAUCCAGAUCUUUAUAUCAGGUUCAUCUCAUACAUUUUCAAAUUAAUGGUAUUUUGCUACUCUAACUAAAGAUCAGAUUUUCAACUGUUGGAGCAUCUUUGCGUGGAUUGAAACAUGUCUCGGAGGUAUGAUAGCCGUACAACAAUCUUCUCCCCGGAAGGUCGCCUCUACCAGGUUGAGUACGCUAUGGAGGCGAUUGGCAAUGCAGGGAGUGCCAUCGGUAUAUUGUCCAAAGACGGGGUUAUAUUGGUUGGUGAAAAGAAAGUGACUUCCAAGCUUCUACAGACCUCUGCAUCCACUGAGAAAAUGUACAAGAUCGAUGACCAUGUUGCUUGUGCUGUUGCUGGGAUCAUGUCCGAUGCCAACAUCCUCAUCAACACAGCUCGAGUCCAAGCUCAGCGAUACGCUUUUGCCUACCAAGAGCCGAUGCCAGUCGAACAGCUGGUCCAGUCCUUGUGCGACACCAAGCAAGGCUACACUCAGUUUGGUGGGCUCCGUCCAUUUGGUGUUUCCUUCCUCUUCGCAGGCUGGGAUAAGAACUACGGUUUUCAGCUCUACAUGAGUGAUCCGAGUGGAAAUUACAGUGGCUGGAAGGCUGCAGCUAUUGGAGCGAAUAACCAGGCUGCUCAGUCGAUGCUCAAGCAAGACUACAAGGAAGAAAUAACGAGGGAGGAGGCCAUUCAGCUCGCUAUCAAGGUGCUUAGUAAGACGAUGGACAGCACAAGUCUCACUUCAGAGAAGCUUGAAUUGGCUGAGGUGUUCCUCUCUAGUGGAACAGUCAAGUACAAGGUUUGCUCGCCCGAGGCCCUUAAUCAGCUGUUGCUCAAGUCAGGAGUUACUCAACCUGCUGCAGACGCCUCAUAAAGCCUGUAUUUUGUUAGACCGUCGUGUGUUGAACCUGUUUUCUGCUUGUUUCAGAAUCUGCCAUUGAUGAAAAGUUGUGUGUUGAAUUCUAGUAUCUAAAAUGCAGUUUAAGAUUUGAACUUAUUUUCCCCUCUUACCCGAUGUUCUAUAAAGUUGUUUUUGAGUGUAUGUGAGUUGAAGAAGUUUUUGUUUGUGUUAA